AUGCCGAACGAGGGCGAACGGCCAACCACCGCCGACAAGGGCAAGGGCAAGGUUGAGGAUGUCCGCGAGUUAAACGGCAAGAAGCCCCAAAAGGAUGAGAAGGCUCCUGCUGAGGGAAAGAAGAAGGAUGAGGAGCCACAGGAAGAGGAGCUCAGUGAGGAGGACCAAGAGUUGAAAAAUGAGCUUGAGAUGCUUGUUGAACGGUUAAAGGAGCCAGACACCACCCUCUACGGUCCUGCCUUGGAUGCCAUCAAGAACUUCAUCAAGACUUCAACGUCUUCUAUGACUGCUGUUCCGAAGCCCCUUAAAUUCCUCCGACCGCAUUACGAUGAACUUGCAGAGCUGUACGAGAAGUGGACAGCGGGCCCUGUCAAGGACUCCUUCGCUGACAUGCUUUCCGUGCUCGGCAUGACCUAUGGAGACGAGGAGAAGCUGGAGACAAUCAAGUACCGCUUGUUGGCCAAGUCCGAGGAUCUUGGUUCCUGGGGCCACGAAUAUGUCAGACACUUGGCGCUUGAGAUUGGACAAGAAUAUCAGAACAGACUGAACGCAGAGAAGGAGACUCAAGAUCUGGUGGACCUUGCGCUGUCCCUGGUUCCUUAUUUCCUGGGUCACAAUGCCGAGGCCGAUGCCGUCGAUCUUAUGAGCGAAUUGGAGAUCAUCGAGGACAUCCCGCAAUUUGUGGAUGAAAAUACCUAUGCUCGAGUCUGCUUGUACAUGGUUAGCAUGGUCAAUCUGCUCACCUACCCCGAAGACCAGCAGUUCCUUCGCACAGCUCACGAUAUUUACGUUCGCUACAACAAGCUUUCCCAGGCGAUUGUGCUUGCUAUCAGAUUGAACGACACUGAUCUCAUCAAGAGCGACAUCAACGCCACGACCGACAGGGCACUCAAGAAACAAAUGGCAUUCCUGGUUGCGCGACAACAAAUUUGGCUCGAUCUUGAGGAGGAUCAUGAGGACGCUGAAUCCCUAGCGGAUUGUCUGAACAAUACUUCUAUCCCGAACCACUUCAAAUCUCUAGGAAAAGAACUUAACAUUUUGGACCCGAAGAUGCCCGAGGAUAUCUACAAGACACACCUGGAGAGCAGCCGAGGAGCUGGUCUCACCAACUUGGACUCAGCACGACACAACCUGGCCAGCGCUUUCGUUAACUCUUUCGUGAACGCCGGCUUCGGAAAUGAUAAGAUGAUGCUCGUUGAUGGCGAGAAGGGCGCGUGGGUGUGGAAGACUAAAGAUGACGGCCAGCUUUCCACAACAGCCUCUUUGGGUAUGCUUAUGCAUCGGGAUGUUGAAGAGGGUUUGAACAAGAUCGACAGAUUCACCUACGUUGAAGAGGAUCAGGUCAAAGCUGGUGCUCUUCUCGCACUUGGAAUCUUGAAUUCCGGAGUACGCUUCGAGUCCGAUCCUGCUCUUGCUCUGUUGAGUGACCCUGAUAACUUGGAGGCGAAGAAUGUGCCCAUGCGGGUCGCAUCGAUUAUGGGUCUUGGUCUGGCAUAUGCUGGUUCCAACAAGGAAGAACUCCUAGAUGUUUUGCUUCCAAUUGUGGAGGACACCUCGCUGGAUAUGCAGCUGUCCGCCAUGGCAGCAGUCUCACUUGGUCUCAUUUUCGUGGGUUCGUCAAAUCACCAGGUGAGCGAGGUGAUUGCCGCAACUUUGAUGGAUGAGGAGCGUCAGAAGCAAUUGAAGGAUAAGUGGACACGCUUUAUGGCCCUUGGUCUGGCUCUGCUUUACUUCGGUCGGCAGGAGGAAGUCGAUGUCGUUCUUGACAUUCUUAAGGCUAUUGAUCACCCAAUGGCAAAGCCUACCUCGGUUCUUGCAUCAGUCUGUGCCUGGGCUGGCACAGGAACUGUGCUCAAGUUGCAAGAACUUCUCCACAUUUGCAAUGACAUAAUCGAGGAAAAGGAGGAGAACAAGGGUGAUGAGCUUGUUCAGUCAUACGCUGUUCUGGGUCUGUCACUUAUCGCCAUGGGUGAGGAUGUUGGCCAGGAUAUGAUUCUUCGCCAGUUCGGCCAUCUCAUGCACUACGGCUCCAGCAACAUCCGCCGGGUCGUGCCUCUCGCCAUGGGUCUUAUUAGUCCCAGCAACCCUCAGAUGAAGAUUUACGACACCCUGUCUCGGUACAGUCACGAUAACGACAACGAAGUCGCCAUCAACGCCAUCUUCGCUAUGGGUCUGUGUGGUGCUGGCACCAACAAUGCUCGUCUGGCACAGCUCCUGCGGCAGUUGGCUAGCUACUACCACCGCGACCAGAACUCUCUGUUCAUGGUACGCAUCGCUCAGGGUCUCCUUCACAUGGGUAAGGGAACAAUGACUCUCAACCCCUUCCACACCGACCGACAGGUUCUUUCUCGCGUCUCCGCUGCCGGUCUUCUCACAGUGCUUGUGUCUUUGAUUGACGCCAAGCAAUUUAUCCUCGCGGAACACCACUAUUUGCUCUACUUCCUUAUCACCUCCAUGUUCCCGCGCUACCUCGUCACUCUCGAUGAAGACCUGCAACCGCUCACAGUCAACGUCCGUGUUGGUCAGGCCGUGGAUGUCGUUGGUCAGGCCGGUCGACCAAAGACCAUCACUGGAUGGCAAACCCAGAGCACUCCCGUGCUACUGUCCUACGGCGAGAGAGCCGAGCUUGAGGAUGAGCAGUACAUUCCUCUUAGCAGCACACUCGAGGGCUUGGUUAUUCUGCGGAAGAACCCCGAUUGGGAAAGCCCCGAAUAG
Messenger RNA from Penicillium verhagenii, 2715 nucleotides. Its product is annotated as proteasome regulatory particle base subunit RPN1. The record is from RefSeq and is a predicted model, not a curated record. Gene Ontology annotation, cellular component: proteasome complex; nucleus; proteasome storage granule. Bases 1 to 2715 code for a protein of 904 amino acids. The transcript has 5 exons. Gene Ontology annotation, biological process: proteasome-mediated ubiquitin-dependent protein catabolic process; regulation of protein catabolic process. NCBI's taxonomy places the organism in Eukaryota, Fungi, Ascomycota, Eurotiomycetes, Eurotiales, Aspergillaceae. Gene Ontology annotation, molecular function: enzyme regulator activity.